AUGACCACCAUCGCGCACUAUGCUGCGAUCGCUCGCCAUACUUCACGAUUCAAGGAGCUUUUCCACACCUUCGUACAAGGUCGACACGAUCUGUUCGGCCGUUCCGAAGCGCUUGACGGAAUGUCAAGUCUGCAUAUCGCGCGUUGCACGAACACCGAGUAUUGGCGUGCUGAGUUGGGGUGGCAGUGGCAGUGGAAGUGGAAGUGGCAGAUGUGCUUCCGCCGCGGACUACACCAAAAGAUGGGAGAUACACGCUAUCGAUAG
Pyrenophora tritici-repentis Pt-1C-BFP is the source of this 264-nucleotide messenger RNA. The record is from RefSeq and is a predicted model, not a curated record. Lineage: Eukaryota; Fungi; Ascomycota; Dothideomycetes; Pleosporales; Pleosporaceae.